GAUGAGGUGAACAACGAGAACCGAAGGACCACCAGAACCCGGAUGCAUUCUAAACUGGCUGUACAUCAAGAGGAGAUUACUCACAAAAGCUCUGACGAAGGCCUUGAGGCCGAUACGACCUCUCCGGCGAGGGGCAGUAAAGACCCGGACUCCCAGUCCAGCCUCCGGAGCAGGAAAGAAGGAACGAUGCAGAAGAUCGGCGACUUCCUCCAGAGGUCCCCAACGUUUUUCGGGAGCAAGGCUAAAAAGAUAAUGGGAUUGGUGAGUGGGAAAUCCCCAGAGACGGAGGAGGGCGGGGCCCCCUCCAUGAACGUCAGGCCCAAGAAGUCCAAGAGGAAGCUUUACAGACCAGAGAUCUCCUCUCCCGUGGACUUCCCCUCCCACCCGAUCAUCAGUGGAAGUCCAGACGAGAGAGAGGGGGACCAUCUCAUCAUCAAGAGAAAACUCCGGACGAGGACGGCUAAAUGAGUUCUCUGUUCCACAGCGGGGAUGUCAUCCAUGCUGCUCUUGUGGUAACAGGGAAACAAAAUCAUCGAUUUUGUUGGUGUAAUGAAGGAUAUGUUGAGUUAAAAAACAACUUAAUAUCGGUUAGGUAGUUAUCCAGUUUUUGUUUUCAUAUAGCCUUCAUUUAUCACUUUAAUUUAUAUUUUAUUUCUAUAUAUUUUAUGUUGCACAUAGUGGGAUUAUUUCUUUAAUUUGUGUGAUUUAACACUAUCAUUUAUGGACCCGGUAUGUUUUAUUCUCAGUCCAGAACAUUUUGGUAAUGUACUCCUCUGAAGAUGUACACGUCAACGAUAUUCAUGUCAAAAUAAACACCAGAUGGUUUUUGUUGUUGUGCAUAAUGAAUGUCUUACUGAGGACAACCACUACGGAUUCCUAUUUUGUUGGUGAACAUGUUGAUUAAUGCCAUGGUGUAACACAGAGCCCCUGUUUCCAUCUGCGUCCUGUCUGGGCUCAGACAGAACAUCAUUACCAACUGCUUUUUAGGUUUCACGCUGUAAACAUUUUAAUUACUCAAUUUAAUCUAAAUACACUAAAUGUUUAUCCCAGAAUCUACCAUUUUUGAUUUAACCGAACCCGUUGAC
Messenger RNA from Oncorhynchus masou masou (cherry salmon), 1085 nucleotides. RefSeq names its product kinesin-like protein KIF20B. The annotation marks the transcript as partial. Lineage: Eukaryota; Metazoa; Chordata; Actinopteri; Salmoniformes; Salmonidae. The transcript has 5 exons. The record is from RefSeq and is a predicted model, not a curated record.